Molecule: messenger RNA, 1654 nt
Organism: Anolis sagrei ordinatus
Lineage: Eukaryota; Metazoa; Chordata; Lepidosauria; Squamata; Anolidae
Gene: CHMP6
Product: charged multivesicular body protein 6
Biological process (GO): vesicle budding from membrane; late endosome to vacuole transport via multivesicular body sorting pathway
Cellular component (GO): multivesicular body; ESCRT III complex
Source: RefSeq, a predicted model, not a curated record
AGGGCUGGGCGGGGCCAGCGUAGGCCCAGGCGGGCGGGGCCGGGGCGAUGGGGAAUCUGUUCGGGCGCAAGCGGCGGAGCCGGGUCACCGAGCAGGAUAAGGCCGUCCUGCAAUUGAAACAGCAGCGAGACAAACUGAAGCAAUAUCAGAAAAGAAUAUCACUGCAGUUGGAGCGGGAAAGGGCUUUUGCUCGGCAACUACUAAAGGAUGGCAAGAAAGAGAAAGCCAAGCUUCUCCUCAAGAAGAAGCGGUAUCAAGAACAACUACUGGACAAGACGGAAAACCAAAUCAGCAACCUGGAACGUAUGGUUCAGGAUAUUGAAUUCACACAAAUAGAGAUGAAAAUUAUUGAAGGCCUCAAAAUUGGUAAUGAGUGUUUAAAUAAGAUGCACCAGGUCAUGUCAAUAGAAGAAGUGGAGAGGAUCAUGGAUGAAACCCAAGAAGCCGUAGAGUACCAGAGGCAAAUAGAUGAGAUCCUGUCAGGAAGCUUCACUGUAGAGGAUGAAGAUGCCAUCUUAGCAGAAUUAGAUGCCAUCACGCAGGAACAGAUUGAUCUUCCAGAAGUUCCUUCAGAACCCCUCCCAGAAAAGAUUCCAGCAUUUAUAUUCCACCCUUCUCACCCUGAAGGGGACUCAGGGCAGAUCACAGAACACAUACAUGGCAAACAUUCAGUGCCGUUAGACAUACAGGACAGACAGACAGAUAGAGAAACAUCGCCAGUCAGAGUCGAACCAAAGCCAGAGCUGGUGGCUGCGUCUUAACUCCACUCCUCGGGGGGACCUUGCAGGGAGCCCCUCAAUCCCAGGAUGCCUGGGCUGCAAGAGGCCCCCAUGGUGUCCGGUCGGCACUGAACGACCAUGCUGGAGCAGGUUUUCCUGCACAGGAUGGAAGCUGUAACUGGUUAUUGUUUCCAUAUCAAGAUUAUUUUGUAAUGUUCACACUCAUCCUCCUCCUUUUUUGUAACUUAAAUUGGAUUAAAUGGUAACUAUCAAACCCUUCAAGCCAAAUCCUUUCUACAGACCAGAUUUCAGCUGCAAACCUGCCUCAGAUGCCAGCACAGCCUCUUGCUAACUCUGCCUAAACCCCCUUGGUGUCCCUUUCUGGGCACAGUGAAGAGUUUUGAGCUUUCUGCUGGACAAAGGAAAGAACUGCUGGGAGACCCUUUCAAGCUUCUUUUCGACUUGCCUCUCUUCAGUCCUUUGGCUUUUCUUGAAUGGAUUCUCUUUGCACGAAUGGAAGUCCUGAACAUGGACCUCUACUUGAAUUAGGUUGAUGCUGAAAUUGCUAGUGACAUCUCCUUGUGCCUAGCGUGCUAGUUGGAGACAAAAUAAGGUUGCCCAGUGUUUACUGUGCAGUUGAGAUGAAUACACUUACAGUUCUAUGCACCAGGGAGCAAUGCAAGGCUGCUGGACUUACUCUUCAAAAACUGAAGGCCUAUUUCUACAGGGGCUAAAGCACGUGCUAAGGAUUUAUGCAUCAGAUCCUACACUAGCCUCCUGCUUUUUCUUCUUUCUCCAAAAAUCCAUGAAACAAAGGUGAUGAACAUGCAGAAGCUUCUCUAAAAGAGGGAGGAUGUGUUAAUUGAAAAGCAGCUUCUUGAUGCCUCUUGUUGCUCCUCAGCCUGACAUAACUAUACAGAUUAUCCUUUCCUGUG